Molecule: messenger RNA, 1811 nt
Organism: Naegleria gruberi
Lineage: Eukaryota; Heterolobosea; Eutetramitea; Acrasida; Naegleriidae
Exons: 1
Coding region: 24-1574 (516 amino acids)
Source: RefSeq, a predicted model, not a curated record
CAACACCACCACCUGUCAAAACCAUGAGUAAUGAUGACAACGACGUGCCCAUGACCCCAAGGAGAGCAUCCAGACAAGUCCAAACCAAAUUCAACUCUCGUGAUUAUGCUCUCGUAUUUGAAGAAGCUAUCAAAGAUAAGGACUGUAGAGCAAUUUUUAAGAGAUUUCUAAAGAAGAGUCGUUCGGAAGAGUUGAUGCAAUUUUAUGAAGAAUAUACAAAAUAUGAUGAAUUAUUCUUGGAAUGUUUGAAUGCUAGUAGUUCUGGCGGUUCAGGUGGGAAAGGAAGGAGGAGUACCACAACAUCAAAAUCUGAUGAGGAUGACACAGUUUCGAAUAGAUUGAGUGUUAAUAGUGCAGACUCUUCGACUAAAUUGUUUAGGAAAGCAAUUCAAAAGUUGUGGAUUCAGGCACAAAGCAUGAUAGGUAGAUUUAUUCAACAAGGUGCUGAACAUGAAAUUAAUAUUGGAAGUUUACAGAGAAUGACAUUUUCUAGGUGGCAAAUAUUGGAUGACUUGACACCUGUUGUUUUUCAAGAAGCUAAUUGGACUGAUAAUGAAUAUCAAACACUGUUGAAUGUUUAUCAAACAAAAUUGGAUCCUAAUGUGUUAUUUGAAGGAUUAUUAAUAGCAGUAUUACAGGAUUUAAAGCAUGACCAAUUUCCAAGAUUUGUCAGAAAUGAUUUACUAUUCGAUUACUUACAAAAGAAGGGUGAGGUCUACACAAGAGCUAUUGCCAUCAAUGUUUCACAUGGAUUUAAUGUUGAUGUAAGAUUUCAACCAAGUGAUUUACAAAGUAAGGUCAUUGAUGAAAAGAUGAUUUUCUUUGGAUUCACACUUUUACAAGAUACACCAGAUUGGGAACUAAUCCUCGAUAAGGAUGAUAUUCAAGGAUACAUGUCCAAGACCAGUUACUUCUUUGGAAAGGAUACAAGUGUUGGAAAGGAGAAGAAGGGUUUACGGCUGCAUAAAUCUGUUUACACAUUGCCUUUCUGUAUUGAGGAUGUUUGGAAAAUGGUGUGUAAUCAAGAAAAUCAUUUAAAAUUUGAUCCAAAAGCAAAUGAGGAAUUCAAAUUGAGAGAUUUUAGGGAACCAAAUCAAGAUUGUGAAUUUGCUGUAACGGAAACAGAAAUGGGACCAAAAUUCAUGCCCAUCAUGAAAAGAAGACACUUUCCAUUUAUUACAACAACUUUUUAUGACUCUCGUUUGAAAGGUUAUGUGGUUGUCUGUAGAAGUUUCAAUGAUUCUGAUAAUCACACCGAUAGAAUUCACUAUGAUGGUUUUGCAUAUACCAUGUACAUACCAAAUGGUGAUAAGGCAACCAAUGUUUUCAUGAUUGACUACUCAGAUAUCAAAAUGCCAUUCAAGGCGGCCAUUUUGGAGAAUACAGCCUACAAAUUCCACAUUCCAACAGUUCAGAAGGGUAUGGUUAAGGUAUUGAAUGAACUCACCAAUAAUAGCACAAAGAAUGUAGAGUGGAAUGAGUCUAUGGAUGGAAGACACUGGUGGAAAAUGGCAGAAUUGCACAAAAAUCGUUAUCCUAACAAGUCAUGGUAUGAUGAGUGGUUGAAAAAGUAGCCCCAAAGACAGCAAGAAACCAAGUUUCUUCACUCAAUAGUAAUUACAACCAUUUCAGAUUCCCAAUAAGACAAAUUGCCGUUUGCAAACUAGAAUUACUGAAAUCUGAAGUUCAAUAUUGCUAAUAUUGCUAAUGUUUUGUAGGUGAAAAUAACCUAAUCUAUUGCCAAAGCACCAGUAAGGAUUUCCCUCAAUUGUUCAAAGCAGCUGUAUUGUUACUUAUUUAAAUUAUUUAUU